AUGUCUGAAGCCAAGACCUUCAAAGUCCGGGUGACUUUUGCUAUUAUUCUGAUAGGUGUUGCUUUGAUGUUUACCGCAGUGGUGACGGAUCACUGGGCUGUGCUGAGUCCCAAGGUGGAGGAAUACAACACUACCUGUGAGGCAGCUCACUUUGGGUUAUGGCGGAUCUGUAUAAAACGGAUCUUCAUGGAAGAAAACAAGAUGGACAAGGAACAGGGUUGUGGGCCAAUAAGCCUGCCAGGAGAACACAACUGUUCCUAUUUCACACACUUUGUCUCAGGAGAAAGCACCGAGAUAUUUCAAGUAUCAACACAACGAGAAUACAGCAUUUCUGCAGCUGCCAUUGCCAUCUUCAGCGUGGGCUUUUCCAUCAUCGGAACCAUUUGUGUCCUCUUAUCCUUCCGGAAGAAGAUGGAUUACCUCUUGAGGCCAGCUGCCAUGUUCUAUACGUUUUCAGGCCUGUGUAUCAUCAUAUCUGUGGAGGUUAUGAGGCAAUCAGUCAAAAAGAUGAUUGCCAGCGACGAGACAGACUGGAUAGAUUACCACUACUCCUGGUCCUUCGCCUGUGCCUGUGCCUCUUUCGUCUUGCUGUUCCUCUGCGGAGUGGCACUCCUGCUGAUCUCCUUGCCCCGCAUGCCACAGAACCCGUGGGAGACUUGCAUGGAUGCCGAGCCAGAGCAUUAA
Molecule: messenger RNA, 684 nt
Organism: Python bivittatus (Burmese python)
Lineage: Eukaryota; Metazoa; Chordata; Lepidosauria; Squamata; Pythonidae
Gene: CACNG1
Product: calcium voltage-gated channel auxiliary subunit gamma 1
Biological process (GO): regulation of calcium ion transmembrane transport via high voltage-gated calcium channel; calcium ion transmembrane transport
Cellular component (GO): membrane; L-type voltage-gated calcium channel complex
Molecular function (GO): calcium channel regulator activity; voltage-gated calcium channel activity
Source: RefSeq, a predicted model, not a curated record